Cylicocyclus nassatus is the source of this 264-nucleotide messenger RNA. Lineage: Eukaryota; Metazoa; Nematoda; Chromadorea; Rhabditida; Strongylidae. The record is from the annotation of a GenBank genome assembly.
AGAAACUCUUAACACGGCCCAUUCCUCAAAAUGCGAGGCCUCAUUAUAAUCUUCGCAGUAAUUACUACAGCUUCUUCUCUAUGUAAAGACGGAGAUGUGGAAUACGAGAAAGAUCAGAAAUGGAUCGAAGGCAGCUUUGUGAGGCAGUGCCAGGAAGUGGACGACGGCUCACAGAAGGGCUGGAGAAUUGAUUUAUUAGCUUGCCUCACAAUUUUUUAUCAGGAGGUCGGUGAAUAUCACUAUACUCGGAAUGAAAAUAUUUAG